GACGGAGAGAAGUAUAAUCAAAAUAAAAAAAAUUAUUUCUCUCAAUGUAACAUUUGAGUUUGUGCGCCUCAUUUAUGACGUCAAGAUUUCGUGGCUUAUGCUUUUCGAAAUAAGUUGUCCGUGUGUGUACCUGGUUUUUGGUGAGACAGAAUCAUAGAAUACACUGAACCAUUUUCGAAUAGCGUCAUUGACAGUUCGGCCAUCUUUGCUGGGUGGUUGGUGAUUUUUUAAUUUUCAAAUUCUUAAUUACUGAAUUUAUUCAAAAUUGCCUUAUUGUGUUGUAUUGUGAAUUGUUCAUCGCGUACUUAACGAGAUAUCUCAUGAUAUUUCCGAUUUCCUACCGUUUUAACCAAUAGGGAGUAUUUAAAUGUACUCUUCGAAGUCAGAAGAAAUGCUCGUUCAAGAGCUUUGAAAGGGAGAUAAUUUCCAUUUUUUUGUCGUUUCAACACUUUACAUCAGAUAAUAUAGAAGGUGUCUUAUAAGUAAUGUUACAUGAAUACAGUAGAAAACCAACCUAGUACAAGCACUUGCCAAUUAUUGAACUCCCUUGGAUGCUCUAAAGAUAUCAAACAUCGCCAUUUAAAACCAUUAGGAAAGAUCUAUAAAACUAGUCGAACAUUAACACAUAAAUUAACCGAGGUUCAAGCGAAACGUUGAGUAGAGGUGUAUCUGAUUAUUUAAUAAACAUUGGUAAUCGAAAUUAUUUAUGAGACACCCUCUAUAUUCAGUUCGUUCAAUUUUGGCGAAAUAAUGGCAAAUAACAAUAACAAAAAUACAAAAAAUCACAAUUGAAACACAAGAAAUGUACGUUAACAAACGGAAAAUGAAUAUUUUAUGUGCCACACAGGCAAAAUGGCCAACUUGUCAAAGUCACGUGCUCUAGAAUGGUUUAUAACAAAAUUAUAACCUCAAAAUCUCAAAAUAAGUUACCUGCGACAAAUGUUCAAAUUAUAUUAUAAAAUAAUAUAAAUAAAAUUAAAAUAUGGAAACGGAAGAUUUAGAAAGUAACAAAUUAAAAGGAUAUUUCAAGCAAAUAAUCGAAGGUAAAAAAGUGGAAGCGGAUAUAACUGUUCUCAACAGUAUCUUAUCAACAACUCUUGGUAUAAAUGUUACCAUUUUACAUUCCAAAUUUAAGUGUAUAUUACCUCAUAUGCUUAUACAUUUCAUAAAAUGUUGGCCUGGGUGGAAAAAAGCAUACCAAUAUUAUAGUCAACAAAUAACCUUAGAGGACUGGUAUCAAAAGUUCAAAGAAUACUUGAUAUAUAAGUUUCAGUAUAUGAUAAAAAAUGAUUGUGAAGAGGUUGUUACUAUGCUGCGUUAUCAAGGUGUUAAACUGGUAGAUGAAGUAGUGGAUAAACAAGAUGUUGAUACUCAAACUAACCAUAAUGUAGAAAAAACCAUAGCACCAUUUAGUGUUGAAGUGACUGGAACCCCAAAAAUUCUGAAUUCAUUGGUAUUCUCUGAAGGCACAAAAGAUAAUGUUUUCGUAAAGCAAUACAAUGUAACAACACUUUGGGGUCCUCCAUUAAAUGUAAGACAACUUAUAAAUUGGCCUCACAUAGAAAUAGAAUUCCAGUCGAACCAUCUUCAUUUCAAGAGGAUUAAUAAACAUGAUUUUGAUAGGUGCCUUACAUUUAGUUCAGAAAAAAUUUUUUUCAAAAACAUUGAAAAUUUUAUUGAGAAUAUUGAUAUUAUUGAUGAAAAUAUUGAUAGAAAAGCGUAUACUCUAAAUGCUGUAAAAGAAUACUGUAAUGCUUUUAUUGAUUUUGUGAAAACCAAAGAAAAUAAAACAAAUGUUUUAGAUAGUUCAAAUACUAUAAAUGAAGUAGAAACCAUUUUGGAUGAUUUUAUUUUUGAUAUAAAAGACAUAAAUAUGAAUAGUAUUGCUACAAAUACUUCUGUGGUAUUUAAUAUUGGAAAUUCCAUGUAUGCAAGAAACAAGAUCAUUAAAACCAGUGACCGUGCCAUUUGUUUUGGAGAAUGUAUAAUGCCUAAGAUAUUACUUUCUCUUUUCAGUUUCACAGCCAUAACAGAUCCAACAAUAACUUCAUUCAAUCAUUUAUUCAACGACAAUAAUAAACUAUCUUUAUUGAUAACAUAUAAAUGUACAUAUUGCAAUAUCUCUUUCAAGAAAUCAAUUGAGUUGUGGAAUCAUUUACAGAAUGCCCACAUUAUGGAACAACCAGUAUUAUGUUUCAAGUGCAAAGCACAAUUUCAUGUGUCAAAUCUGACAAAUAAUAGGUGGUUUCAUAAUUGCAGCAAAGCAAGCAGGACUGAAUAAAUUACUUUUUCAAAUAAAAA
Messenger RNA from Diorhabda sublineata, 2301 nucleotides. RefSeq lists its product as uncharacterized. The coding region runs from base 983 to 2281 and encodes 432 amino acids. Lineage: Eukaryota; Metazoa; Arthropoda; Insecta; Coleoptera; Chrysomelidae. The record is from RefSeq and is a predicted model, not a curated record. The transcript is spliced from 4 exons.